AUGCGCCAGGAGGAUCGAACGAAGACCGAGGCCUCCCGUGCUGCCACCGCCAGGUCCGAGCUUGAGGCCGACCUUGAGUCCUACUGGAAAGGGCUACGAAAGGUGUUCGACCCGGAGGUCGCGAUGGCGGGGCGGGAGAAAGCCCUGGAGCAGCGGGAGGUGGCUAUUGCCAAGAAGGAGGCCAGCCUUGCGUCCCAGCGAUCUGAGCUCGAGUCUCGCAGCCAGGGACUCAAGGUCCGCAAGCAGGAGCUCGAGGAACUCUCCGAGUCCCUGGAUCGAUGGUGCCAGGAGCUGCAGGAGAUCGCCCGCCAGCAGGCUGUCGCCGAGAUGGACCUCGAGAAGGAGAGGAAGUCCCUUGCACGGCGGGAAUCUCUCACCACCAACAUGGAGCAGGCCCUUGCGCGCCAGCGCGAGUCUCUCAAGACCCUGAAGGAGUCAGCGGCGGGGAAGGAGGCCACGCUCCAGGAGAGGACCCGCCAGCUGGAGGCGGCUCAGGCGGCUCUGGAUGCCCAGGUGUAG
Messenger RNA from Panicum virgatum (switchgrass), 519 nucleotides. RefSeq names its product tropomyosin-like. The transcript has a single exon. The record is from RefSeq and is a predicted model, not a curated record. Bases 1 to 519 code for a protein of 172 amino acids. Lineage: Eukaryota; Viridiplantae; Streptophyta; Magnoliopsida; Poales; Poaceae.